UGUUACGUACGGAUACGUUUGUUGUUGCACGUAACGGUGCAGUCACUUGUCACUUAAGGUAACGUUAGCUUUUUAACACUUGUCAUUACACGGAAUACACUUUAACGCGGAUCCUUGUGUGUAUUUGAGGUGUUAAUAAUGAUGGAGGAUGGUGAGGGAGAGAAGACGGGUGAAUCAGAGCCUGUGCUACAUACACAGCAGCUGUGUCGCUUCUUCUCUCAAGGAAGACACUGCAAUUUUGGAAAGAAAUGCAGAUUCCUACACAUAAGAGAUGAUGCCAAAGCUCAUGAGAAGAAAACCAUCAGGACACCCAGCCAGUCAGAUGUUGCAUCUCCAAACUCAGAGGUCCCUGGAGGAGAUGUGGGGCACAGGCCUCCAUCAACUAGUAACUCCAGGGUUGCUCCAGCAGCUGGCCGCCGCCCCUGUCGCUACUUUAUCUCAGGCCACUGCACUAUGGAAGACAGAUGUCGCUUCUGGCAUCCACCACAGUUCCCCCCACUGGAUGACCAGCCUGUUCCUGGCAAGAACCCAAGACCUGCACAGAGGAUGCCACCAGUACCCCGUCCUGGCAUCCUCCAAGAGGUUAAGCUGUGUGACCUGACAGAGAAUGUCGCCAUGCAGCUACGAGACACAGAGAUCAAGCAGUUGAAGAAGCGUUUUCCCAAAGACCAGCUGAUUAUUCAGGAACAAAGUAAUUGCAAAGUUACUUAUUACAGGGUGGCUGUAGAGGCCACUGAUCCAGACUGGCCCUUUGAUCUGAAAGAAGUGGACAUCAUGGUGAGCUUCCCAGACAGUUACCCCCAGGAGAUUUUUACAUUGGACAUACCGUUGGACCAGGAGCUGCCGCCACUAAUGGCAAGACAUGUACAGCAAGCGUCUUUGGAGUGGCUUCAAGCCAAGCAUGCAACCAAUCAGCUUCUGGGAAAGGUAGAGCUGCUCUUCCGGCCUUUUCUUCGCUGGCUCGAUCGUAGUUUGGAGAGACUGUUCACUGAAGGAGCCCGCCAGUUAAAAAAAGACAUUGAUUUAGAAAAAGCUGGAUUGCAGUUCAUACCGUACCAGGAACUCCAGGCAACAGUGUGUGAAAAAUCUGUGAACGAUCAUUCAUCUGACACCGCUGCUGCAGGUGAGGAUGUCAGUGAUGAAGGAAAACUGGAAAAGAGAGAUAGCGAGAGGACAAUGGAGGGAGGGAAGUUAGUGCAGCAGGAGGGUCCAGGUGGUGAUGAAGGGCAGCAGGAGGAGGAGGAGGAAGCCAGUCAUCUGGUGGAGAACAUUAAGAUCAGUGAUCCCCGCAGAGGCACAGAAGUAAAGCUGCUGGGACUGAGGCUGGGAGAGAACACAGCCACCGUAGUGGCCAAACAAAUCACUGUUUGUCUUCAAUGUAACAGGUGUAAGGUAACUGCAGACCUGACACUGACUGGGAGGGCACCCUGCACAGCUCAGUGUGAAAAGUGCAGUGCAAGCAUCAAUGCUGCAUUCAGGCCCUGCAUGCUGCACCAUUACAGCGAUGUCCUGGGAUACCUGGACCUUCACAACGCUGCACCUGCUGACCUUGUUCUUCAGGAAUGUGAACUCAUUGUGGGCUGCCUCAGCUGCUCCCAGGAGGGCCCUGUGCAGAACCUUUCCUAUGGUCAAACAAAGGAGUUUAAUUGUGAACACUGCCACAGCAAACUCGGGAUUCUGGCUGAGAGCACAAGAUUCCAGUAUAUUCAGCCACGCACCAGCAAAACAGGUUCAGCUACACCCAGCUCACCUACAUUUUAUAAGACGAUAAGAGAUCCUGCUGUGCAAAAGGGGAAGCCCCUGCCAGAAAAAGGAGUAUGCAAACAUUACAGACAGAGCCACCGCUGGCUAAGGUUUCCCUGCUGUGGCCGGGCUUACCCCUGUGAUGGAUGCCAUGAUGAGGACCAGGACCACCCCAUGGAACUGGCCACCAGGAUGAUCUGUGGCUACUGUGCCAAAGAACAGCCAUAUGGCAAUGGAAAGCCUUGCAUCAGCUGUGGAAGCAUGAUGACGAGAGGUGCACGCACCAGCCACUGGGAGGGAGGACUGGGAUGCAGAAACAAAGUCAAAAUGAGCAGAAAUGAUCGACAUAAAUAUGCCAACACCAACAAAACGAUUUCAAGGAAGGCCGUCGGUGAAAAGAAGUAGUUGGUGAAGAAGAGCAUUAUCUCCCUAACUUGUGAAAAGACAAAUUUUAUAAAUGAUUUCAAAGAAAUUAUUGCACAUUUUCCUCAUUAAAUCAUGUUAUGAUUUAUUCAGUGUGAUUGUGAGAAGUGUUGAAAUGUUAUGGUCUGUAAAUUGAAUGUGGAUUGAAUUGGAUGACUUGUGAGUUUUAUUUUCAAGAUGUGAAAUUUCUGUAAAUCAAAAUUAGGGUCUAUUCUGCAACUCGGAUUAGAAAACUAUCUGGAGCAUAUUUCACUUUUACAAAAAAAAGCGUCUUUGUCCAUGUGCAACGUAACAUCAUGACUUGCUCCAACCGGACAGGCGGCCAACAACGGGAGCGAUGGCUAAGAGCUUCGUGACAGUGCUGUAUAACCACAUAUUCUUUGUUCUCUUGUAAUAAUUGGCAUGUUCAUACUGCCUACACCAAUACUACCACAGGAUGCUCUACUCAGUAUGAAGUAUUCAUUGAUGGACUUAGACUAGCUGUACUUUUCCUCUUUGGCAGAAAUUAUUAACUAUAAUUGGCAUUUUAUACAUCACAAGUAUUCACAGCUUUACCCGUGGAUUCAUGUAAUCCACCAUGAACACAUGAUGCCUUUUUCUUGGUCGACUGAGCAGCUCAGCAUCCCAGAACAGAUGACUGUUGGACUCUGGAGCAACCAGGACCCAAUUCUUUUAAAGUGCCACCCACUUGCCGUUUUUGCAAGCAAAGCAAACCCCAAACAACUUCCUGUUCUUUCUUUUCUCACAAUGUUAAAACAAAGUCUUUCCUUUCAUAUUUUGCUGACAAAUCCCACGGAGGAAUAAUAAGCUUUUCAAAAAAGAAAACCAAGUAGUUUGUCAGGCUUUCACCAAGAGGUCCAGUACAAUACAAAGGGAAUAAAGGAUAACCCGUACUUGACAAAGUUCUGAGCUUGGACUGGAUGUUAGACUGACUUGAAUGUAGAAUUCAUUACAAAAAAAAUGACACAGCAAAAAGGGGAUUCAAAGGAAAA
Molecule: messenger RNA, 3158 nt
Organism: Sander lucioperca (pikeperch)
Lineage: Eukaryota; Metazoa; Chordata; Actinopteri; Perciformes; Percidae
Exons: 12
Coding region: 139-2148 (669 amino acids)
Cellular component (GO): nuclear envelope
Molecular function (GO): zinc ion binding; nuclear export signal receptor activity
Source: RefSeq, a predicted model, not a curated record